AUGCCUCACUCACCCCGUCAAAGCACGUCUGCGGAAGUGCCUGCCGUGACGAGCUAUGGACAGGUGAUCGAGUAUAUCCAAGGUACUCCCUCACAACACAGCACCAUGGCCGCACUCGUCGGUCCCUCGCUCCCCGAGCCUAUUGCUAAUAUGCCCCUUCUCCCAUUCUCAGACUGCCUCUACCUCGCAUCAUACACCCAUCCCCCCGACGAAAACACCCCCUUCCCAUACCCCUCCAAGGCCCAUCGAUCCCCCACCAGGCGCUCCUCCAAAGCUCCUUCGGGCCCCCAGGCGGUGUCGGGCGAGGUGCAGAAGUUACCUCCCUUCUACUUCUCCAUCGACCGACAUCUGCUGUACAACGCAUUCCACGCCGACUUUGGCCCGCUGCACAUCGGACACUUGUACCGAUAUGCCGUGCAGCUUCAUGAUGUGCUUGGGCGUCCAGACAACAAGAAUCGACCGGUGGUGUUCUGGUCCAGUGCGGAUUCCCGAAGUCGUGCAAAUGCCGCUUGCAUCCUUGCCACGUACAUGGUUCUGAUUCAGAACUGGCCACCUCAUCUUGCCCUGGCGCCCAUCUCUCAGAUGGACCCGCCGUGCAUGCCGUUCCGAGAUGCCGGCUACAGUCAAGCCGACUACGCCCUGACGAUUCAAGACGUAGUGUAUGGAGUGUGGAAAGCCAAAGAGGAGGGUCUUGUGUGCCUGAAAGACUUCAGCCUGGAAGAGUACGAACGAUUCGAACGGGUGGACAUGGGAGACUUCAACUGGAUCACGCCAGACUUCCUCGCAUUCGCCUCUCCGCAGCACCAACCCACGCGGGUGAUUCAGCCUCAUGAAGCGGCAUACGCACAACUUCCGCGCUCCAUCUCUGCGCUCAACAGAGACAAGAACCUGCCGAUGCCUUUCAAGAAUGUUCUGGGCCACUUCGCGGAACGCGGCAUUGGACUGGUUGUCCGGCUGAACUCGGAGCUGUAUUCACCCUCUUACUUCACCGCCCUUGGCAUCAAGCAUCUUGACAUGAUCUUCGACGAUGGAACAUGCCCGCCACUCAAUCUUGUUCGAAAGUUCAUCGGCCUCGCUCAAGCCACCAUUGCAAAGCAGCGAGGAAUCGCCGUGCACUGCAAAGCCGGGCUCGGAAGGACGGGAUGCUUGAUUGGUGCAUACCUCAUCUACCAAUAUGGCUUCACCGCAAACGAGGUCAUCGCAUUCAUGCGCUUCAUGCGGCCGGGCAUGGUGGUGGGCCCGCAGCAGCAUUGGCUGCAUCUCAACCAAGGCACUUUCCGGGAGUGGUGGUUCGAGGACACGCUGAAGGAGAAGAUCAUGGCUACCAUGCAGCCGGCGACCCCGACAAGACUGCACAACUCCAGCAACCGAAGACUCGCCAGCAACGGCCAGACCUUCACCCCGCCGCACGGCGACCGUCACGUCAGCAGUCCACGCCGAGCAGCCCUGGGCGAAAUCACCAACAACGAGCACCAAGCCGCGUCCGCCACAACCACAAGCUACACCUCCUCCGACGACCUGAAAGCCAGCAUCGGCGUCGCCGACGAGAACCUCCCGGCCCCAACACCCGGCCAACCACGCAAGACGAACAAGAUCUUCGGGGCGCGCAGAGUCAUGACCGAAAACCAGCAGCCCUUCGACAUCAAGCCCGACACCGAGAUCGUCAGCAUGCAGCGCUCAACCCUCAGCGUCGACCCGAACGACACAACAGAAGACUACGCGCUGCGCAUGCUAGGCCGCAAAGCAAGCCAGUCGCCCGCGAGCCGCAGCGGGAAGCGCAGAGCCAUCAGCUGCACCACGACGACCACGACGACAACGCAAUGGGAUGGCCUGACGUCCGCGGAGAACAGCGAUGCCGAGAACCGCCCGGCGAGCGUCGAGGGUCUCUUGGACGCCGCUAGCCCUUCGAGGACAAAGACGCCCAGUCAGCGGAAGAGCGGCAAUGGUAUCGGCAGUCUGAGCAUUAGCAAGCGCUCGUCGCCUUCACGGCGCAGCACCGAUGGCAAGACGAGUGUGCGCAAGACGAGCGGGCGGGUGGGGAGCGUGGGCGCCUCUGUUGUCCGGCCGCACAAGGCUUCUUAG
Neohortaea acidophila is the source of this 2082-nucleotide messenger RNA. RefSeq names its product MgCDC14, mitotic control protein tyrosine phosphatase cdc14. Gene Ontology annotation, biological process: positive regulation of cytokinesis; microtubule cytoskeleton organization; regulation of exit from mitosis. Lineage: Eukaryota; Fungi; Ascomycota; Dothideomycetes; Mycosphaerellales; Teratosphaeriaceae. Gene Ontology annotation, molecular function: protein serine/threonine phosphatase activity; protein tyrosine/serine/threonine phosphatase activity. Gene Ontology annotation, cellular component: nucleolus; mitotic spindle midzone; mitotic spindle pole body. Bases 1 to 2082 code for a protein of 693 amino acids. The transcript is spliced from 2 exons. The record is from RefSeq and is a predicted model, not a curated record.